AUGGCCGGCCCUUCAUUCUGCAGACCCAUCCCCGAAGCCAUCCACUCUAUGAACUUGGAAUUAGACUGUCCCAACGGCGGACACUUUUACGUCUGCCAGGGCAACACGACACAGUUUCUAGGCUGCUGCACUGAGGACCCCUGCGCCGACGGGACGGGCGACUGUCCGCAGGCCGCGCUCCGCAACGCGAGCUACAGCUCAGCGGACUACGACUCCAUCCCAGAGCAGGCCUGCGUGGCAUCGAGCCUCUGGUACACAUGUGCCGCCACGAACCCGCCCUUCAUGGGCUGCUGCGAAGCCAACCCGUGCCAGGACGGGGGCUGCUUCGGCGCGAACCUCACUGCCGCCAGGUUGUCGGAUAAUGUCACCGACGCGAGCCCUUUCAUGACCUCUGAGGCCAGCUCGGGCGGCUCGAGAUCUGCGCUGUCGACUGGUGCUAUCGUUGGGAUUGCGGUUGGAAGUGCGCUGGCUGCUUUGGGCAUUGGGAUUGUACUCUUUAUGCUCUACCAGCGACCAUGGGACUCCAAGUCAAACGUGGCCCGUCGGGACGCCUACGUUGUAUACGCAGAGUCCAUAUCAAGGCUUCCCUAA
This is a messenger RNA of Cryphonectria parasitica EP155, 591 nucleotides long. RefSeq lists its product as uncharacterized. The transcript is spliced from 4 exons. The record is from RefSeq and is a predicted model, not a curated record. The coding region runs from base 1 to 591 and encodes 196 amino acids. NCBI's taxonomy places the organism in Eukaryota, Fungi, Ascomycota, Sordariomycetes, Diaporthales, Cryphonectriaceae.